Messenger RNA from Oenanthe melanoleuca, 6443 nucleotides. RefSeq names its product diacylglycerol kinase zeta (gene DGKZ). NCBI's taxonomy places the organism in Eukaryota, Metazoa, Chordata, Aves, Passeriformes, Muscicapidae. Gene Ontology annotation, biological process: intracellular signal transduction; lipid phosphorylation; diacylglycerol metabolic process. Bases 823 to 4122 code for a protein of 1099 amino acids. Gene Ontology annotation, molecular function: protein binding; ATP-dependent diacylglycerol kinase activity. The record is from RefSeq and is a predicted model, not a curated record. The transcript has 30 exons. Gene Ontology annotation, cellular component: nucleus.
GAAGGGUGGGAAAUGAAGCACUAUCUCUGGAGGAAGGGAGCACUGGAGCUCACUAGACUCAGCUCCUUCCACUCAGGCCUUUGUGUGCUAAGCCACUGCCACUGAAAAUGUUGCAGCACCUUCCACCUGUGGCUUUCAUCAGACUGCUGCAAUAUCCAGGCAGCUUGUGAAGCUUUGAGAGCUGGGCAGGGAAAGCACGAGCUUUCCAUAAAGUUCUUUCUCCCAUGAGAGGGAAGUUUUGCUCAGGACAGAUGGGAUGAUCUUCCUAGCUCUCCUCUGUCCUGCUCCAGCCUCUCCGAGCUUCCAGCUCUCCCAGACCUCUUCUACCAAAUUUUCCUGCCCAGGUUUUACUGGCCUGGUUAAUUUUCUUCUGUAGGACUCACAAGGAGUUCAUUUCAAUUUGCUGCAAAUUUGGUGGGACUGGUGCUUAGCCAGAGUGGUUCCUGUGGGGAAACCAGGUGGAUCAGCAUCAGGAGAGUGGCAGGGGUAAUUGGGGUGCCAGGGCUGAUUGGCAUCUCGGAGUGCACAGGGGCUGUCCUCAGUGGAGAACAGGGAAUUCAGAGGGUCCCAGCUAGGUGGUGGCACCUGCCCUGCCAUUGCAGCCCUCUGGGCUGAGCAGUGAGACUUGUGGAGCAGUAGAGCUGUGGGGAGCAACACCUUACCACACACCUCAGGAAGCAUUGCCGUGUCUCCCACUCCCUGCUUCAGCCCUCUGUCCCCUGCUUCCCACUGUCCCCUUGCCCUGACAGCCACAGCUGGCCUGGACUCAUGGGCAAGCCUACUUAAUUCCUGGUCUCUGUUAACAGCCACCAUCCGGAUGCAAUGGAAACCUUUUUUAGGCGGCACUUUGGGCGGAAAGGGCCGCGGCGCAGCAGCGUGGUGGCCGUGCCCACGGGCAAGGUCAGGCGCCGCUCCCAGGUGGGGCUGCCCUCCAGCUCGCUGGCGCAGUGCCGCCGUGGCUCCGGCACCCCAGCGGCAUCGCUCUCCUGCCUGGGCCUGGUCCGCCGGCCCGGCACCCGCCGCCGCUCCAGCACCACGCCGCCCUGCCUCAGCCCCAGGUUUGCCGUGCAGAAGAAGCGCGGGGGCCAGACACAAGCUAUUGAUGCCCAGCUGCUGGGUCCCACCGUGCUCCUGGCCGGCCUCGUUCCCACGGGAGAGGAGCAGGACAGGGCUCACGGCACUGACAGCUCCAGGUCUGAGUCUCCAGAGGACGGCGGUGCAGCAGCGGGAGCUGAGCAGGCCCAGCAGGAGCACGGUGCUGAGGAGACGUGGCUGGCCAUGCUGCCCCAGCCGCGGCCGCUGCAGGCGGCCCGGCUGUCGCGGGGCCCGCGCUGCCUGCGGCGCGCCUCCUCGCACCGCCUGCCCACCGAGGCCACGCACGGCCGGGCUGGCUACGGCCUGCCGGGCCGCUACCGCCGCCUCAGCCAGCGCCGCCGCUCCAGCGACGCCCCGCAGCCCGGGCUGCUCCCCGCUGGCCACCCGCGGCUGCUGGCCCAGCGCUCUGCAGGAGCGGCCGGAACCAGGUGCCGCCCUGCCACCCUCGCCGAGGGUUUGGGACCGGAGCCCGCCUGCCGCAGCGCCCCGGACGGCUGGAGCCCCCGGCUGCUGAAAGCUAUUGCCAAAUCCAGUCUCCAGCACAUGGUAGCCCAGCCGAACCCGGCACUAGCCAUGAGGAGCGACUCGGAGAGGCAGAUAUGCAGCACUGUGGAUUGGAGCGAGGCUGCGGUCUAUGGGGAGCACAUCUGGUUUGAGACCAAUGUCUCUGGGGACUUCUGCUACGUUGGGGAACAGAACUGCAUGGCAAAGCUUCUGCAAAAGCCUCUCUCCAGGCGUAAAUGUGCAGCCUGCAAGAUCGUAGUGCAUACACCCUGCAUUGAACAGCUGGAGAAAAUAAAUUUCCGCUGCAAACCUUCCUUCAGGGAGUCAGGAUCCCGGAACAUACGGGAGCCCAUUGUUGUCCGACAUCACUGGGUGCACCGGAGGCGGCAGGAAGGGAAAUGCCGGCAGUGUGGCAAGGGUUUUCAGCAGAAGUUUGCCUUCCACAGCAAAGAGAUUGUAGCCAUCAGCUGUUCAUGGUGCAAACAAGCGUAUCACAGCAAAGUAUCAUGCUUCAUGCUGCAACACAUUGAAGAGCCCUGCUCACUGGGGGCUCACGCUGCUGUUGUCGUUCCUCCCACCUGGAUUCUGCGGGUCCGGCGACCCCAGAAUCCUCUGAAAUCUAGUAAGAAGAAGAAGAGGACAUCAUUCAAGCGGAAAUCCAGCAAAAAGGGGGCCGAGGAAGGGAGGUGGAAACCCUUUGUCAUCAAGCCCAUGCCAGCUCCUCUCAUGAAGCCCUUGCUGGUGUUUGUGAACCCCAAGAGCGGUGGGAAUCAGGGAGCCAAGAUCAUCCAAUCCUUCAUGUGGUAUCUCAACCCACGGCAAGUUUUCGACCUCAGCCAGGGUGGACCCAAGGAGGCGCUGGAGCUAUACCGCAAAGUCCACAACCUCCGAAUCCUAGCGUGCGGGGGAGACGGCACGGUGGGCUGGAUACUCUCCAUUCUGGACCAGUUACGCAUCAACCCACCUCCUCCUGUCGCCAUCCUACCUUUGGGGACAGGGAAUGAUUUGGCCAGAACGCUGAACUGGGGUGGGGGUUACACAGAUGAGCCUGUGUCCAAGAUCCUUUCCCACGUAGAAGAUGGGAACAUAGUGCAGCUUGAUCGGUGGAACCUCCAUGUGGAGCCAAACCCUGACACAAACCCUGAGGAAAAGGAUGAGGCUGCUGCUGACAAGCUGCCUUUGGAUGUCUUUAAUAACUACUUCAGCCUUGGCUUUGAUGCACGGGUGACGCUGGAGUUCCACGAAUCCCGAGAGGCCAACCCAGAGAAGUUCAACAGCCGGUUUCGGAAUAAAAUGUUCUAUGCUGGGACGGCCUUCUCCGACUUCCUCACCGGGAGCUCCAAAGACUUGGCAAAGCAUGUCAGGCUGGUUUGUGAUGGGACAGACUUGACCUCCAAGAUUCAGGACCUGAAGCCACAGUGCCUGGUCUUCCUUAACAUACCAAGGUACUGUGCAGGCACCAUGCCCUGGGGCAACCCUGGGGAGCACCAUGACUUCGAGCCCCAGCGCCAUGAUGAUGGCUGCAUUGAAGUUAUUGGCUUCACCAUGACAUCACUGGCUGCCUUGCAGGUUGGUGGCCAUGGGGAGCGGCUCUGUCAGUGCCGGCAGGUGGUUCUCACCACAUCCAAGGCCAUCCCCAUGCAGGUGGAUGGAGAGCCCUGCAAGCUGGCGCCUUCCUGCAUCCACAUCUCUCUGCGCAACCAAGCCAACAUGGUGCAGAAGACCAAGCGGCGCAACUCCAUGCCUCUGCUCAAUGACCAGCAGCCAGUGCCUGAGCGGCUGCGGAUCCGGGUGAGCCGAGUCAGCAUGCGUGACUAUGAGGCACUGAACUAUGACAAGGAAAAGCUCAAGGAAGCCUCUGUGCCACUGGGCAUCAUUGUGGUUCCAGGAGACAGUGACCUGGAGUUGUGCCGGACACAGAUUGAGAAGCUGCAGGAGGAGGGUGAUGGAGCCAAGCCGAAGACCCUGUCAUUCCAGAAGCUGUCACCCAAGUGGUGCUUCCUGGACUCAACCACGGCCGAUCGGUUCUACAGGAUAGACCGUGCACAGGAACACCUCAACUACGUGACAGAGAUCUCUCAGGAUGAACUCUAUGUGCUGGACCCAGAGCUAGUGGUCACUCAGACUGUGAGCACUUCUCCUGCCAUGCCUGACCUUGUGGAUUCAUCUGCCACACCCCCUGGGCACCAUUUUGCAUUUCCCUCCUCUUCCUCCUCUCCACCCUCCUCUCCUGCCCCCAGCGUUGAGCCUGAGCACUGCCUCACACAUAAAGAUGACCUUCUGAUAGAAGCUGCCAAGAGUGGCAACUUCAGCAAGUUCCAAGAGCUGCACCGAGCUGGAAGAGACUUGAUGGUGCGAGACUCCUCUGGCCAGACCGUCCUCCACCAUGCUGUCAAAUCGGGAAGCAAGGACAUCGUCAAAUACAUCAUUGAGAAUGCUCCUUCAGAAAUCCUUGAUGCCACAGAGGAGGAGAAGGAGACACCCCGAAGCACCGUGCUGAGAAAGCCAAUGACCCCGACUUAGCUGCCUACCUCGAGAACCGACAGCACUACCAGAUGAUCCAGCGGGAGGACCAGGAGACAGCUGUGUAGUGCUUGGCGUGCCUUAGCCCAAGCCAGCUCAUGCAGGAUGAGAAGAGGACAAUGCCAACUGGCAGAGCUGUAUCUGGCCCAACCCUCCCCAGAUGCCAACCUGGUCCCUGGAGAUGGAUACAGAAGAGUUCUGCCCCAGGCUGGGCUGGGAGUCUGUUUAUGUGGACAAGAUAUUUCAGACUUGAAGCCUGAUUCUUUGUGUGUCCACCCCUUCACCUUUAUUCACCACAUUCCCUGCUGUAGGUGGGCUCUAACCCCCAGCUAUGUUGGAGCAGGCCAGGCUGAAGCCCCCAGUCACCCUUGUUCAUGGCAGUAAUGCCAGUGCCCCCUCCAUAGGCUCCUACUUAUAAUCCUUGUGGGAUAUUAUUGCUCAGCCCCUCUCUCUGCUGGCAGUGCCCCUCUUUUAUGUGCUUGGCUAGGUUUGUGUCCUGUUCCUCCUCUCCUGUCUGGCACAGCUGUGGGAGGCACAGGCUGCAUCGACAGACUGCAGAGGCUGUGAGCGGCAGACUUCGCCCUAAAGGAAGCACCGCAACUUACUGGCCCUGCCUUCUGCCCUCUUCUGGGGCUGCACCAGGUCUCUUGUGUUACCUCCCCAGAGCCUUCUGAAGCAGGAGGGAAGUCACUUGUGCAUCCAGCCUUCCCUCAGAGCAUCUGGGACUGGUGCAGCUGGAAGCAGGGCAGCAGGUGCCCUCCUGAUGGGCCUUUAGUGCUCAGUCAGCAAUCUGGCUCAGGGCUGGGAUGGCAUGGAGGAAGGCUACCAAACCCUCCCACCAGACUUCUCUCCAUGGGGCUGGGUGGAGCAGUUUGCAUACCCACUCUGCUGAGCAUCUCUUUGUGAGCCUGCUGCAGGAUGGUGGAGAGCUGCACUCAAAUGGGGCAGUGGCAGCAAGUGACACCUGUUGUAUUUCCCAAAUGCUGACUUGGAUACAGAUGCCCUCCCUGCUUCAGUUUCCCCCUCAAUGCUAGACUUUGCAUGGGGCUGGACGGGCAGUGCUGAGGUCAGUGCUGCUCUCAGGGAUCCCCUUCCCCCGGCAAACUGGCAACAUGUAUCCUCUUAGUCUGAUUCCUGCAAUUCCCCAAACUAGGCACAAGGCUUUGCAGGGAGAACUCGAGAGCUCACCCAGCUGAGACCCGACCCACCUGGGCAGACCACAAGCUCACCCACCAGUUUUAGCAGGAAGAAGGAUUGGGAUUCACAGGAACCAUCAUGGCUCCUAGCCCUGAGUCAUGACUGCAACAAGAUGUAUUUCACCAUCCUCCUGCUAUGGGGCAUGAGGCACCCCAGUCCAUCUCCCCUGCUGAUGCUGGGAGCGCUUAAUGCCAAGACAUCAAGCCAGGCCUUCAGCAAGGCUUUUGCAGAACUGAAUCUCUGAGACUAGGAGGUGCCCACAGAGGGAAGCUGAUGGCUCUGAGCCUAGCAGACCUGCUUGGCAUUUUGGGGUGGGCAGUGGUUGAAAAGGGGUUGCUGUUCACAGGAGAGGAUACUGCUGUGCAGUCCCUCUGCACUCACAUGCAGCUGUGCCCCCUAGGUAGUGCUGGGUGGCACCAUUUGAAUCCUUCCUACUACCAAGAAAACAGUAUGAAGAUACUGUAGGGAACCAGAAUACCCUUCAAACUUUUUGGCCAGGGGCAAGGAAACUUGAAGGAGGGGGGAUGCUGUACUGGGGAAUAGAGGUGCAGGAUAGUGCAGAGUGCCCAGUGGCCAAUUGCCAGUAUUGGCAAAUAAUAAUGAUCGUGUACUAAUGCUACAGCUGGGACUCUCCAGAAGUGCCUGGAGUUCUCAUCAGAACUGCUGGCAGGCCACUAAUAGGCAAGUCAGUGUCGUCUUCUCAGAGGUCCACACCACUGCUGCCCCACGACUGGAUGCCCAACUUGGCCAGAGGCAUCUAGAGCCUCAGCUUUCCCCUUUCUCCCUUAGAGUUUUUGUACAGGUAGUUGAGAGACACACUGUCCCCCUCCCUGCCUGGCCCCUCCGUGCACCUGUGAGCUGAGUUGCUGUGCAAUUCCAGGCCUGCUUAUAUUUGGUGAAGAAGGAGGGGGUGUUGGUCACCCUGCCCCUGAGGGCAGGGGUUCUGUGCAAUACCUGGGUCUGUGUUUCUUAGACGCUGUUGUAGGACUGUAUUUUUGUAACUAUGUGAGGGUGCUGGCUCCAGCCGGCCUAGGGCCUGGCACGAGCCUGUAUUCCCAUUGCUUUUCAACUUUGACUGUUUGGAUGUUGUUUCUUGCCAUUGAAAUAAAGAGAUUGAUGUUUUA